CUGGGUAGCCAUGGUGAGGCCGGCCCCCCUCCCCCUCCCGCCGCCGCUGCUGAAUGCAUUAGUCUAAUGAGAUGUCUGCAGCCUCUGUGCCUCAGCAGCAGCAGCAGCGGCGGCAGCUAACAGGACGAACGGCGCAAGAACAACAUGGCUCUCUGUGAUCUGUGAGGAAAUAUAGCAGUUUGUUUUGGGAGACAAAGAGGGGACCUUUUGUUGUCCGCAGCAGAAGACAGCAGCUCCAAAUGAGUUUACCUGCAGCAUCGGUGCAGAAGUCGGACAGCAACAACAGUGAAAUGCAAUCAGCUGCAGUGGCGCCCUCUUUCCUGCCCAGCCAGUCGGGGAAGAUACCCGGCAGGAAGAGAGGGAGACCCCCACUUCGGAAUGUGCCCAAGAUGGACUUCUCCAGCCGGUACCCUGACUCACUCCCGCCACUCAAAGUGCCCAAGAAGAGGGGCAGAAAGCCAGGAUUCAAGCUCAAGCCCAGGAUGGUGAUGACGCCUCUGGCGAUCUCUCCACCCAGCAGCACCCCAGAACCCGACAUGAGCUCCAUUCCCCAGGACGCCGCCACCGUCCCCCACUCUGCCACCCCCCAGGUGCUCACAGUCUGCAUCUACAUCAACAAGCAGGCCAACACCGGCCCCAACCUGGACAGGAAGAAGAUCCAGCAGCUCCCGGACCACUUCGGGCCCGACCGGCCCUCGGUGGUCCUGCAGCAGGCGGUUCAAGGCUGCAUCGACAGCGCCUAUCACCAGAAAACUGUCUUCACGCUCCUCACUCAGGGCUACGGCGGCGAAAAAAUAUCAGCGACGUUUGACGGGAAGCAGCACCUUCUCAGCCUCCCCGUGGUGAACAGCAUCGACUACGUGCUCCGCUUCCUGAAGAAACUGUGUCGCAGCCUGCACUGCGAGAACCUCUUCAGCGAUCAGCCCAUUACUCAGCACAGCAGCUCCUACCACUCAGACGCAGAAACAUCUCGGGCAGAAGACUAUCAUUUAGAGCAGACGGAGGGCAAACGCUACUCUGUAGAUGCUGGGGAGACCACUUACAGCUCCAUCAGCUCCUCCUACUCCCCAAAGUCAUACGGAUUCCGGUCCUCACAGCAGUUCUCCAGCAGCUCGGCCUCCAUGUGUCGGCAGGCGUCGACCAGCCCCAACACGUUCAGCGACACCAACAGGACAGGAGGCUACAACGCGUCUCCAGAGUCGCAGGAGUCCAAAGCUCCCGCCAAUAAGAACCCAUCAACGUGGUCUGUUGAUGAUGUGGUGUGGUUCGUCCGGGAGGCCGACCCCAACGCUCUGGCUCCACACGCCGAAAUCUUUCGGAAACAUGAGAUCGACGGGAACGCGUUGUUGCUGCUCAAGAGCGACAUGAUCAUCAAGUACCUGGGACUGAAGCUGGGACCGGCCUUGAAGCUCUGCUUUCACAUCGACAAACUAAAGCAGGCCAAGUUUUGAACAUCACCAUGACGUCUCACAUCACGAUCAGCCCUUUCUCCUGUCUGGGAUUAUAAUCUUCCACAUCAUAACAGGUUCCAUCACUGGACGGCACAUGGGUCUGAAAUGAUUGUAGUUCACGACGGAAAUAAGCUUCAAAAAUGCUUGUUUAUCACACGUUUUUUAUUCAGGAAAAGACUGUCUUUUUGUUUAUUUUUUAUAUAAAAAGCCAGCUGGCGGAAAGUGAUGACAUCACUCCUCACACACACCUCAUCUGAAAACACAACUGGAAAUUAGACUCUAUUUUUAUUGUUUUUUAACUCAUGUUUUUAAAGGAGACUCCUUCUGCGACUGCACAAUAUCCUCAUAUCUGUCAACAUAUCUUCAAGAGUAGCCUCUGCCAGUAAACAGGAACUUCAAAACACUAUUCUAAUAUUGGAUUGCAGUCGACGAACAUGAUGGUGUUUGCUCACCUAAAACUCUCUCAUAAAUGCACGGGAAAACCAGCACAUGAAACUUUUCAGCUGUUCGACACUGUAAUCAUAGUUUACUGGACUUUAAGUACAGUCUUUUUUUGGGAAAUUUCACACACAAAUGACGUUUUUGAUGUGUGUGAUUGGUGUAUUAAUAUGCAAGAUUGUUCAACACUUCAACAGACAUUGUUUUUUGCUUGAGGAGAGCGAGGUUUCACAACACUCUGCUUUUGUAGACCGACCUGGUGUUUAAUCUAUUAACCUCUGUAAGUGAAUGCUGCUGACAUGUAAGCCAUUUCUAUAGUCAAACUCAAGCUGCAGUGUUUUUAUUUUGGUAUUCUCCAGAGGUCUGGAGAACACUGAGGUAAUCUGCUCCGGUGCUAAAGUUCUAUACGUAUUUAAAUGUUGGCUUUUGUGUUUGUGAUCUGAAGUGUAUCUUGUACUGUACGUGACUAUCCAAUCAAUAAAAUCAAUUGAGAGUUUCCUGCGUUCUAUUGUUGUUUAUUUUGAGAGCUGCUGAGACUUUUGAAUGGUAUUUUAGAUGUGGUGCUUCAAGGGGCCUGAAGCUGCUCCUUCUGAGCUUAUAAAGUGAUAC
Messenger RNA from Synchiropus splendidus (mandarinfish), 2498 nucleotides. RefSeq names its product sex comb on midleg-like protein 4. Bases 240 to 1451 code for a protein of 403 amino acids. Gene Ontology annotation, molecular function: protein binding. Lineage: Eukaryota; Metazoa; Chordata; Actinopteri; Syngnathiformes; Callionymidae. The record is from RefSeq and is a predicted model, not a curated record. The transcript has 8 exons.